Molecule: messenger RNA, 434 nt
Organism: Myodes glareolus (Bank vole)
Lineage: Eukaryota; Metazoa; Chordata; Mammalia; Rodentia; Cricetidae
Product: macrophage migration inhibitory factor
Molecular function (GO): phenylpyruvate tautomerase activity; cytokine activity
Source: RefSeq, a predicted model, not a curated record
UCACAUCCCGCCUUUCACUGUCCUCUAGUCCCCACGUGCAAUCCCUCCGCCACAAUGCCAGUGCUCACCGUGAACACUAACGUUCCCUGCCCCUCCAUGCCAGAGGGGCUUCUCUCCGAGCUCACCCAGCAGCUGGUGCAGGCCACCGGCAAGCUGGCACAGUACAUCACAGUGCACAUGGUCCUGGACCAGUUAAUUACUUUUAGUGGCUCUAGGGAGUCCUGCACCCUAUGCAGUCUGCACAGCAUCGGCAAGAUCCUGCUGGCCAAUCGCCUGCACAUCAGCCCUGACCGGUUCUACAUCAACUAUUACGACAUGAGCGCAGCCAACGUGGACUGGAACGGUUCCACCUUCGCCUGAGUGCUGGCCUAAUAACUUACCUGUACCGCUGUUCUUGGAGCCUUGCUGUACACAGCGUUCUGUUUUCGUCCACA